Centropristis striata (black sea bass) is the source of this 5515-nucleotide messenger RNA. RefSeq names its product espin (gene espn). Gene Ontology annotation, cellular component: cytoplasm. The record is from RefSeq and is a predicted model, not a curated record. Gene Ontology annotation, biological process: actin filament bundle assembly. Bases 536 to 3241 code for a protein of 901 amino acids. The transcript is spliced from 14 exons. Lineage: Eukaryota; Metazoa; Chordata; Actinopteri; Perciformes; Serranidae. Gene Ontology annotation, molecular function: actin filament binding.
GCAACAACCUGUAACAGGCUCAGCGAUCCUCCCCCCUGAUGGAUUAUUUAACAGGCGCUGAGUCCCAUGUCGCCAUCUGCUAUAGGAAGAAAAACACUGCGGAAUAUUCUCUGAGGUACACGAUACACGUUACUAAAGAGGGGGAAUAAACAAAGUGAGCAAAACUAGUUUACUGAAAGGCAUUAACUAAACGUGUGCAACAGGUGUUUAUAGCCUCUUGCGGGCGUCAGAGAGAAGAGGAGAACUGAGCCACAGCAAAAGACAGAAAGCAGGUUAGUUUAAAAAAAAAAAAAAAAAAGAGUUUUAUUUCAAUAUGUAAGAGGUAUCAACCAUAUAAUGUAUAUGAAGGGAAACGGAUCUCGCUUUUGUUUUGGAUCUGGGAGGAUGUGGACCGACUGAGUGUUCCCACAGAACUAACCGGGUGACUGAAAUGAUCUGAAGCUCUGCGAGUACGAUGCUGACCCCGUUAGCACGGUGAAGUGAUCGGGCUCAACGCACACAACCAAGGGAAGGAGUCGCUCCAUCUACAGCAGCGAUGGUGGUGGAGGGGGACAAGACGCUGCUCGCCGCAAGGCAGGGGGACGUGCAGGCUCUCAAAGUGCAAUUAACGCAAAAAGCUCUCAGCAACGAGGUCAAGGAUGUGCUGGGGGCUACACCAGUCCACCACGCAGCCCGGGCCGGGAAACUCACCUGCCUGCGUUUCCUGGUGGAGGAGGCAGGACUGCCGGGGAACUGCCUGGCUAACAACGGGGCCAGCCCGGCGCAUGACGCAGCAGCCACCGGCAACCUGGCCUGCUUACAGUGGCUGCUGACCCAGGGUGGAUGUCGGCCAGAGCACAGGGACAGUUCUGGUGCCACCGUUCUCCACCUUGCAUCUCGCUUCAGUCACCAUGAGGUCACUGACUGGCUGCUGAAGAGUGGCGAGGUGGACCCCGGGGCCUCCACCGAUACAGGCGCCCUACCUGUUCACUACGCUGCUGCCAAGGGGGACCUGCCCUCUCUCCGACUGUUACUGGGACACAGCCCAAAUGUUGUCAACUCCCAAACUAAGAAUGGUGCCACACCGGUCUACCUGGCCUGCCAGGAGGGUCAUCUGGAGGUCGUCCAAUACCUGGUGAAGGAUUGUGGGGCGGAUCCGAGCAUCAGAGCCAAUGAUGGGAUGACACCUCUGCAUGCUGCUGCCCAGAUGGGCCACAACACGGUCAUCGUCUGGCUGAUGAGUUUCACAGAGAUCAGCCUGAUAGACAAGGACAGUGACGGGGCCACAGGCAUGCACUUUGCUGCCAGUCGUGGCCACUCAAAAGUGCUCAGUUGGCUGCUACUGCACGGCGGAGAGAUUGUCACCGACAACUGGGGAGGAACCCCGCUUCAUGACGCUGCAGAGAACGGAGAACUAGAGUGCUGUCAGAUCCUUGUGGUCAAUGGGGUGGACCUGGGCAUCAAGGACCAGGACGGCUUCACAGCAGCAGACCUGGCUGAAUACAACGGCCACUCCCAGUGUGCCAAGUAUCUGCGCACUGUGGAGAACAUGAGUGUGGAGCACCGUGUUUUGUCUCGGGACCCCUCAGUGGACCUCGAGUACAAGCAGCCGGACUCGGGCCUCUCGUCCCCGAACACCACCAUGCCCCCUGCUAGCCAGGCGGCACACUUUGAAAUCAGUUCACCAUCCAGUUCCCUGUCCAACUACGACUCUGCCAACUCAAGUCAAUCCAGUACUGGGGAGAAAAGGAGCAGCUUAACAAUUUCACGAGGCCCGCCCACUCAGCUGAACACAAUCGCACACACAGGUGCAUCAGAGUCAGCCAUUUCUGACAUGCAGGCAUAUAUGGACAUGCUAAAUCCAGACAUUGGCUCUGACACACCCAAGAAGAAGGAUACACCGAGUGAUGAUACAGAGUCCAAGCCCCCGCCACCACCAGCCUAUCCACCCCCACCCCCACCUCCGCCACAGUGUCCCCCAGCUCCCCCUCCACCCCCGGGUUACCCGGCGCCAGAGCCACCUCAGGAGCCGACGUCAGCUGAGUUUUUGAAGGUGAAAAGCAACUUAAGACACGUGGAGAGCAACACCGGCAAGACAAAGCUGUCUCCUGGAGAACACCACGACAAACUGCGGCGUGUUGAUUCAAACAGGAAGUCAAGGAGCUUCAGCAAACAGCCCAGCACUGGGGACUACUAUAAGACCCUGGGCAGCGACGCGGCCGAGCCCCGAGGGAUCAAAGGCAUGGCGCCCAACGAGGAGGGCUCUGUGUUAUUGGAGGAGCCGACCGAUAGCCCCACCCACAGCUCAGAGAAUGGCACCACAGAGGAAUCAAUUCCACCACCACCUCCUCCACCGCCACCUCCUCUUCCCUCAAGCAACCCGACGCCAACACCACCUCCACCUCCUCCAUUGCCCCCGGAGACGCCAGCCACCCAGAAUUACUCUGCCAGCGGCACCUCGACCAACCAGCGACGCCCAUCUUCCUCAUCAGGAAGCACAAAAUCUUUCAACAUGAUGUCCCCCACUGGUGACAACUCAGAGCUGCUGGCAGAGAUCAAAGCAGGGAAGAGCCUCAAGCCAACACCUCACAGUAAAGGCUACACCACUGUCUUUUCCAGCAGCGGACCCACAGGCAAUGAAAACACUGCAUCUCCACCAGAGACCCGGACAUCUAGCCCACCAGCCAAGCCAUCAUCUCCUCCACCAUCAAAUACAUCUAUCACCUCCCCACCAGCCACACCUAGUCCAAGCCCCAGUCCUACUGGCUCUGGAUCUGCCAGGACCAUGUCAACCUCUGCAAGCUACGAGCAACUGCCCUCCAACUCUGUGAUCAAUGGGAACAGUGGCGGUAUGGCAGGAGCAGGGUCAGGGCGAAAGAUGAGCCUUGCAGAUGUGGAGGCACUAGUGCCGACUCAUGACGAACAGGGAAAAGCCAUCCCUGAAUGGAAGAGGCAGGUGAUGGUGCGAAAGCUUCAGGUCAAGAUGCAAGAGGAGGAGGACCACAAACGCAAGGUUGAUGAGGAAACUGCACGCCUGGCAUCAAUGCCGGCCUGGAGGAGAGACAUGAUGAAGAAGAAAAUGGACGAUGAGAGAUGUGGCAGGGAACAAAAAAGAAAAAUUGAGCAGGAGGCCAAACAGGUCAAGGAGAUGGAGGAGAAGACGGAGCAGGAGCGACUACGGAAACUGGGCUACGAUGAGUCCAAGCUGGCCCCCUGGCAGCGACAGAUCAUAUUGAAGAAAGGGGAUAUAGCCAAACAGUGAACUGGGCCAUUUCCCCCUCCUUACUCUCCUCACCCUAAGACACCAACCCCAAGGCCUUCACUGAACACAUCCCCAUCCCUGAUCCUCCAGCCUGCACUGUACACUGGAGAGAGGUGAAGAGCUUGUCUCCUCUGUACCCUGUCUCACUCUUCGACCUCCAGGAACACAGGACCAUGCUGUGGUUGCUGCUGUCCACACUGGCUUUGAGGCUCAGCUUUGCGGGCGAGCCCUGCCACCUCUAAUUGAAAGUCUCAUGGACAUAAACUCUUGGUCUUUUAGUGCUAACAACAGCUAUAACAUGCACUGAUUUUCCUCACUUAAGACAUUGGAAUGCAUGAGUCCUAACUAAAUUAGGAUUUUCAUUUUUAAGUAUCUAUCUACCUGCUUUUCUGCAAAUCAAUAGAAGCAAUUUCACAUAGAAGAUUUACUCAAACAAACAGGUUUUUGAUUGAUAGAAAUGGGAUAUUUUUGCCAUGGGGAAAAAGCCUGUCAUUGCAUGUAUAUUUCCCCUUUAUUAGCCACACUCACCAAUACACAAUGAAUGGAAAUGUAUCUCAAUAACAUCAUCUGAAGAUGACGUGGAAAUACUCCACAAAUGCUUGUUAAACCAUGAAGCAGCUAACGCAUUCUUUAUGUAGACAGUAUCACAUCUUUAUCAUGAUAUAUACUUAGUCAUGAGAUUUUAGUAUCAAGCUGAUAGAAGCACUUUCUAAAUGGUUUUAUUUUACUGCCAGAGUUUAAAUCCUAACACUGCUCAAACUAAUCUGUUUAUUUAGAUAAGCUUGUUGUCACUUCUCUGUGGAUUUGGAAUACUGAUAUAUAUCAUAUCUUAAAUAAUGUAAAGAUUAUGUAGCUGUGCAAAUUGAAUUUUACUAAUUAUCCACUGAAGAAAAAGCUGCAAUGUUUCAAUUUAUUUUUUCUAUAUAUGACCUAAAUGUUAAGCCAUUGUGAUCAUGAAUGUGAAAUGUUGCGUGCAUGUGUUGCAUAAUGUGUAUCGAGCAAGUUGUGAUGUAUAAUUAAGCUCAUUUGACCCUAGAUUUUAAGUGAAAACAUAAAAGUAAAACAAAGACACACAAUGUAAGUACAUACAACCCUGCUAGGUUUCUAUUUAAACAUGGCCUUUAAAAAAAAACAUGCACAUGUGAAAAGCAGCAUCUUAAAUCAGACUCAUCUUCUCACUGAAUAUUGCAAAUAUAGAGAAAAGACAUUAGUUUGUCCUGUGUCCUGCUCUGGCCUUCGUCCUACUAACCUGGGGGAUAAAUAUUUGAUGAGCAGCUCUGCUUACAGAAAACAGAGUGCUUUCUGUCUGCCAGAAACAGCCGCAACACAAAAAAUGUACUGCUCCUUUGAUAAUUUUAGCUGUGUAUUCAUAAUCUGCAACUGCUAGUGUGAACAGACCAGUUUCAGUGUCUUUGACUCAAACAUCAGAUUAUAGAUACGAUUGACAAGAUUUAUGCAACGAACUGUAUAAUUCACAUUCACACAGAUAACAGGUUGAUAAUCAUACAGGUAAUUAAAUUCUGGUUUUCAGUUCAUUUAAGUUCUAGGUUUUCAAGCAUUCUUAAGAUUCACACAUUUGUUGGUCACCAGAUCAUCUGUUUUGGGGAUGAAUAUUAAAAUGUGGGAAAGCUUGUGUUGAAUGUUUUAGGCAGAACUGAGGAGACACAUUUGAAAUGUUAGCAGAGCAUGAAUCUGUGACAUUUAACAGCAACUGAACCUCACUAUCGUGCCGGAUGUCUCUUUGCUGGGCGUGAAACAAGUAUUCCCACAUGAUGGAAAAUAUUCUAUAUGUUUACUACAUUAAUGUUGGAUGUACAUUUUUGCAGCUGUAGGGUAUCAAGCAUACUCACAUCACAUCAUGUCCUCCUGUAAGACAUGGUCCUGGUUUGGGAAUCAUUCGGAAAUAUUCACAAAUUCACUUUAUCGGAUGCCAUAUGAUGUUGAAAUUGAAAAUGAUGUAAACGUCAUUGCCAUUUGAUUUUCUAUAUAUAUAUAUCUAUAUAUAUUUAAAUUCUGUAUAUAGUGACCCUCUCAGAUUUUUGCUGUUUCAUUGUUUCCAUAUUGCAUUAUAUUACAUGUCUCAGCCUUGCUUGAAUAGAAUGUUGGCUAAUUCAUGUAUAAUUAUAUUUUCAGACUGUUAAAAAUGAAGACAAUAAAUCUUUAAUCACCAAAUAACUUUCAUAGUGUGAUUGUCCAACAGAAAAGUAUGAAUAAUCAAAUCCAAGAGACAAUCAGCACACGCAUAUGAAUAAAUGUGAUCUGAAGCAGUAAUGU